AUGGUUGCUUUAGGGUCUGAACGAUCCUCCAGGGGUGUGUUCACAAGGGCGUUUUACCGGUGUCUGCCGCUCCUUGUCGCACUUGGUCUCUUCUUUUCCUUCCACAAUCUCUUCGGGAGCAGCUCAUAUCGAGCCAUCGGGGGACCGUUUCCACAGAAGAUAUGGCAAACGUGGAAGACUGAUGCGGCGGGGCUCGAUGCCAAAGACGCAGUUCGAGUGCGCACCUGGACGACCAAAAACCCGCAGCACCGGUACGAGCUUCUCACCGACGACAAUGCCAUGAGCUACGUAAAACACCACUACGGUCCCAACGGCAUCAAUCGGCCUGACAUUGUGCACAUCUACGAAACCCUGCAACUUAAAAUCAUCAAGGCUGAUCUCCUCCGGUAUCUCGUCAUGUACAUCGAUGGGGGACUUUACGCCGACAUCGACGUGGAAUGUCUCAAGCCCAUUAAAGACUUCAUCCCCAACCGAUAUCAAGAGAAGGACAUCGACAUGGUGAUCGGUAUCGAAACUGAUAUGCCCGACUUCAAGGGCCACCCGGUACUCGGCCAGAAGUCACAGUCGUUUGUCCAGUGGACCUUUAUGGGCAAACCCGGCCUGCCUGUCAUGAUGAGACUUAUCGAGAACAUCAUGAAAUGGCUCAACACCGUCUCCAAGGAGCAGGACAAGCCCAUCUCGCAGAUCCAUCUCGACUUCGACGAGGUCCUGAUCGGCACCGGGCCCUCUGCCUUUACGUCGGCCGUCCUGGCCGAGAUGUCGAUCGCGGCGGGUCGAGAGGUCUUGUGGGAUGAAUUCCACAACAUGCUGGACUCGAAGGUGGUGGCUGGCGUCCUGGUACUGACGUCUGAAGCCUUUGCCGCUGGUACUGGCCACUCGGCCUCGGGCAACCAUGACGGCAAGAGCGCACUCAUCAAGCACCACUUCCACGCUUCCUCGUGGCCCACCAACCAUCCGAGGUUCAAGCACCCUCUCUACGGUGAAGUGGAAAGGUGUAACUGGGACCAAGAAUGUGUCAAGCUGUGGGAUUCCAACACUGCGUUUUUCAACUCCCUUCCGGAGGAAGAGCAGCUGAAGUUGGUGCACAUGAAGCAGGUCGAGGACAAGAAGCAUCCACCCAAGAUCGACGAGCAAGGUCCCAUCGGCGGCAUGGCGCCUGUGGCAGGCAUGCCUCCCGCCGAGGAGCUCGAGGCUGCAGGUGCAGGAGCAGAGGCAGACCCCAAAGCGGCCGCCGCCCCAGCAGAAGAGGAGGCGAAGGGCGAGAAGCAAUGA
Messenger RNA from Exophiala spinifera, 1272 nucleotides. RefSeq lists its product as uncharacterized. The record is from RefSeq and is a predicted model, not a curated record. Gene Ontology annotation, cellular component: mannan polymerase complex. Lineage: Eukaryota; Fungi; Ascomycota; Eurotiomycetes; Chaetothyriales; Herpotrichiellaceae. The coding region runs from base 1 to 1272 and encodes 423 amino acids. The transcript has a single exon. Gene Ontology annotation, molecular function: alpha-1,6-mannosyltransferase activity. Gene Ontology annotation, biological process: protein N-linked glycosylation.